Molecule: messenger RNA, 219 nt
Organism: Didymodactylos carnosus
Lineage: Eukaryota; Metazoa; Rotifera; Eurotatoria; Philodinida; Philodinidae
Source: the annotation of a GenBank genome assembly
AUGCCAAAAAACUUUCACUUGAAGUUUGCAUUACGUGCAUCUUACCAUGCUGUUAUAAUGUUUUCUUCAUCACGACGACCAAUAACACAUAAACCAGUGUUAAAUGAACGAAACAGUAAAUUAGAAUAUUGUUUAUCAUCAAUGCAAGGUUAUCGUCCAACAGUGGACGAUACACAUGUCAUGAAAUUACUACUGGAUCAACAAACACCAUCUCGAUAG